AGGCUCUGUUGUGAUGGGCAGAUAAGCUGAUAACAGAGGUGGAGUCCUGGGAGAAAGAGACAGUGGAAAACAAAACAAGACUGUCUUUUUAUGUAGGAAAUUUAUUUGUGCUGGAGGACAGAGCAGGCCAUUCUGCUACCCGUAUUCUCGCUUGACUCUGUGCUUCGGCUCUGCUGGCGCACUUUCCUUGGGUCCCAUGAGUGAAUUGGUCUGACCGUCGGCAGAGGACCUCAAACCACAGAGCUCUCCAUCUGGAGGGCGGCAGAGCAGCAGGAAAGGCCAAAGGGAAGCUUGCCGAGCUGCGACAGUGGCCAAAGCAGAAUCUAUCGCCCUGGAUUUCCCAGAGAUGGAGGAGCACGGCUAUGAGCGUUUCGGGGACGGCGAGCGCGAGGCCUACCAGGUGGACUACAGGAGGAUCGUGGGAGACACGGAGCCUGCAAGGCUGCGGCGCUUGUCUCGAGAUGGAGAGCAUCACUUCCACCGUCCACCCCCCCACCUGCACCCCCAUGUGCAUGGGCAUGAGACUGCGGCCCAGCGCUACAGUGCCACCCGCAUCCUGGCCGGCUAUGAGCCUGAGAGCAUGGCGGAUUACUUGAUCAGCGGGGGUACUGGUUAUGUCCCCGAAGAUGGACUCACCGCCCAGCAACUCUUCUCCAUCGGGGACGGCUUGACCUACAACAGAUCAUCUCAGCAGUCUGUUGCUGAUGGACUCACAGCAGAAGAGCUUUGCUCUAAAGAGCGUGGAUUGACCUACAACGAUUUUGUCAUCUUGCCGGGGUUCAUCGACUUCACCUCCGACGAAGUGGACUUGACCUCUGCCCUUACCAGGAAAAUCACACUGAAGACCCCCCUCAUCUCCUCCCCCAUGGACACCGUCACAGAGUCGUCAAUGGCCAUUGCUAUGGCACUCAUGGGUGGGAUUGGGAUCAUACAUCACAACUGCACUCCGGAAUUCCAGUCCAACGAAGUACGGAAAGUCAAGAAAUUUGAGCAGGGCUUCAUCACAGACCCGGUGGUCAUGAGCCCGCGCCACACAGUAGGCGAUGUGUUUGAAGCCAAGAUCCGUCACGGCUUCUCCGGCAUUCCUAUCACCGAGACGGGCAAGAUGGGCAGUAAGCUGGUGGGCAUUGUCACCUCAAGGGACAUUGACUUUCUCACGGAGAAGGACUACAACCGGCCCCUCGAAGAGGCAAUGACCAAGAGGGAAGACUUAGUGGUUGCACCAGCUGGGGUGACCCUGAAGGAGGCUAAUGACAUUCUGCAGAGGAGUAAGAAAGGGAAACUGCCUAUCGUGAAUGACAAUGAUGAACUCGUGGCCAUCAUUGCUCGAACGGACCUGAAGAAAAACCGUGACUACCCACUAGCCUCCAAGGACUCGCGCAAGCAGCUGCUGUGUGGAGCAGCCAUUGGCACUCGUGAGGACGACAAGUACCGCCUGGACCUGCUCGUGCAGGUUGGGGUGGAUGUCGUGGUUCUGGACUCCUCACAAGGCAAUUCAGUUUAUCAGAUUAAUAUGAUCAACUACAUUAAACAGAAGUACCCAGAUCUACAGGUGGUUGGAGGGAAUGUGGUGACCGCAGCACAGGCUAAGAACCUGAUCGAUGCAGGGGUGGAUGCACUCCGGGUGGGAAUGGGCUGUGGGUCCAUCUGCAUCACACAGGAAGUCAUGGCCUGUGGGCGACCCCAGGGGACAUCGGUGUACAAGGUGGCAGAGUAUGCACGCCGUUUUGGUGUCCCGGUCAUUGCAGAUGGGGGCAUCCAGACUGUAGGACAUGUGGUCAAAGCACUUUCCCUGGGAGCAUCUACAGUGAUGAUGGGGUCACUGCUUGCUGCCACCACCGAAGCCCCUGGCGAGUACUUCUUCUCUGACGGUGUGCGGCUGAAAAAAUACCGCGGCAUGGGAUCUCUGGAUGCCAUGGAGAAGAACAGCAGCAGUCAGAAACGUUACUUCAGCGAGGGGGACAAGGUGAAGGUGGCGCAGGGUGUGUCCGGUUCCGUCCAGGACAAGGGCUCCAUCCACAAGUUUGUUCCCUACCUGAUUGCGGGAAUCCAGCAUGGCUGUCAAGAUAUCGGUGCCAAGAGCCUCUCAAUCCUGCGCUCCAUGAUGUACUCUGGAGAGCUCAAGUUUGAGAAGAGGACCAUGUCGGCCCAGGUGGAAGGAGGCGUGCAUGGACUGCACUCAUAUUCAUUUGUGCCAUUUAUGAGAAGCGGCUGUACUGAUGGAGGAGGAGGAGGCAGGACCCACACGCGGACAGCCCCCAGUGUUCCGGCUCCAGCAGUGACCAAUCACAACGGACACAUCUGACGCUCAUACCUUCCUCCCUUUCCUCCCUACACUGCCUGCUGCCCCUUCGCCUACCCCCUGUGACAGACUCAUCUGUGACUGAGGUUGCACACUUGCACUACCAGCCGCCAAGGGUUACCAGGGUUUGACAAACUGCCCAGCCCUCAUCUUCACACACUACUAGCGCUACAGUAAAUGAUUCAGGGGAAGGACAGAGGAGCAGCUCUCCCUCUGUCCUUUCCUAUAGUGUAUUUACAGCCAGUUUCCUCUGGAAGCCUUGCAGAGCUUCCAUGGUCACAGCUGAGGUCGUGUCCAUCUUGAUGCUUUGAGUACAGUGGCAGUGUGUCCCUGCAAGGAUAUGGUUAAAUGUGAAUGGCGUGCACUUUUCUGACUUGAACCAAAACCAAACGUUGUUACAGGAAACGUUGACUGUGUUGCUGUCGAUCUUCUCGGCGCUGUAGUUGUGCAGGGAUUUUUACCGUUGUACUUUUGUUACAGGUCCCAAAAAUGGCGCUGCGUGGUAAUCAAGGACAGGCAGCUUUCAGGCCGGGACGCGCUGCUCCGAACUUUGACGCCGUUUGCCAGGCCAUUUGCUUCGCUGCCAUGAAUAUAGUUGGGACCAAAAGCUAACCAAGCUAGCCUUAAUUCAGGGAUUCGCUCUACCAGAGAGCCUUAUCGGUUACAGUGAGGGUGUUAGGGUUGAGUUAGGGUUACGGUUAGGUUCGGGUUUGGGUCAGGUUGUGUUUGCUGUUGGCUCUACCGUGCUGAGAAGCCCAGGCUGGAACCUCAUUGCUUUCAUGCAAUGUAUAAUAAAAAAAAAUUUUAAAAAAUCCACACUCAAAUAAAAAUUGGCAGUUGGUGCUAUUUACUCAAAUGACCUUUUUUCUUAGCUCUCCCUGUCUCAUUUGUUCAAAAACAGCUGCUGUUCCUGCCCACAUUCAGUGAUGUGCUACCUGACCAUAUGUCCUACAUAUCUUCAUUUUAAUAAUGCAGCCAGAGUAAAAUCGUGUGAAAUAGUUGUGAAAUGUUUUGACAGGAAAUCUGUACGACACAGGAUUGCUCUAUAUAAUGAGGUUCUUACCUUUGUUUUGAAAUAAAUACACAUAAAUCAUUGGACCCAUGCUAUUCAUAGACCUUAGUUUAAAUAGCAUCAGUUUUAUUCUGGGAUAUUUUAUAUAGUAUAGAUUCCUAGUUAAAUGCUACAUGCAGGAACAUCUAACAUAAAACUUGUAAUGCAAUAUUUUUUGGAUGAUGAUAUAAUGGUAUAUUUUAAUUGGAGGAAGGAGAAUGAUGGUUUGAUUUCACAGUGGGCAAUGUAGAGCAGACAUUUCCUGUCAUUGCUGGCUCGCAUUAUACAUUUAUUGCUUCUGUAUUUUUAAUUUAAUAAGACCAAUGGCUGACACCUACAAUGGUGUAUUGCUUGAUGAAGCUGGUUUCCCAUCUCCUCAAGAUGUGCUUCCUCUCACUCAUCUCUACCUGCUCAGAAAGUAGCGUCCAAAACAACUAUAACCAACGUUGAAAUAACACUAAUUUUUGUCAUGGUUCACUGUUAUGCUCAUUGUUAGAUUUUAUGCUCAAAAUCAGUGUGAAACCAAAGCAGGAGAAAAUAAGAUGCUGGAUUUAGGGUUAAAUAAUACUUGACUUUGUAGAUAUUCUCUGCCUGUGGCUUGUAGAUGGAGGCAGAGAUCUGGUGAAGGAGAUGCUGAACUUUGCUCUUGCUUCUUCUCUGACUGGUCCAGUGUCCCAGGUGUUGGCUACGUCCACAUGGACAGCUCUUGUACACUUGGCACACAUCAGCACAGUGCGGUGUAUGUUCCGUGUUGCUCCAAUUUGGUUAUGACAUGGGAUAUGUAAAGCUUUAAACUUGCUCAUG
This is a messenger RNA of Scleropages formosus (Asian bonytongue), 4157 nucleotides long. RefSeq names its product IMP (inosine 5'-monophosphate) dehydrogenase 1b (gene impdh1b). Gene Ontology annotation, cellular component: cytoplasm. Gene Ontology annotation, molecular function: IMP dehydrogenase activity. Bases 347 to 2305 code for a protein of 652 amino acids. The transcript is spliced from 17 exons. Gene Ontology annotation, biological process: GTP biosynthetic process. The record is from RefSeq and is a predicted model, not a curated record. Lineage: Eukaryota; Metazoa; Chordata; Actinopteri; Osteoglossiformes; Osteoglossidae.